This is a messenger RNA of Lethenteron reissneri (Far Eastern brook lamprey), 2664 nucleotides long. Its product is annotated as indian hedgehog protein-like. Gene Ontology annotation, biological process: smoothened signaling pathway; protein autoprocessing; intein-mediated protein splicing. Gene Ontology annotation, molecular function: patched binding; calcium ion binding. The record is from RefSeq and is a predicted model, not a curated record. NCBI's taxonomy places the organism in Eukaryota, Metazoa, Chordata, Hyperoartia, Petromyzontiformes, Petromyzontidae.
AUGGGUCCGCCCCGCUCGGCUCGCCUCUUGUGGCUCUCGCUGGCGGCGGCCGCCGUCUGCGCGUCGCUCCUCCCGCGCGGCGCCGUCGCGUGCGGCCCGGGCCGCUCGCUCGGCGGCCGCCGCCGUCCGGCGCGUCGCCUCUCGCCGCUGUCGCUGCGCCAGUUCGUGCCGCGCGCGCCCGAGGGGGCGCGGGGCGCCAGCGGCGGCGGGGCGGGGCGCGUGGCGCGCGGCUCGGAGCGGUUCCGCGCCGAGCUGAGUCCCAACUACAACCCCGACGUGGAGUUCAAGGACGAGGAGGGCACCGGAGCCGACCGCCUCAUGACGCAGCGCUGCAAGGACUGUCUCAACUCGCUCGCCAUCUCGGUGAUGAACCAGUGGCCCGGCGUGAAGCUGCGCGUGACCGAGGGCUGGGACGAGGACGGCCACCACGCGGACGAGUCGCUGCACUACGAGGGGCGCGCCGUGGACAUCACCACAUCGGAUCGCGACCGUGCCAAGUACGGCAUGCUGGCGCGACUCGCGGCCGAGGCGGGAUUCGACUGGGUCCACUACGAGUCCAAGGGCCACGUGCACUGCUCCGUCAAGGCCGACGACUCAGCGGCUGCGCGCGCCGGUGGCUGCUUCCCAGGCGCCGCUCGCGCCCUCCUCGAGGACGGCCGCACGCGCCGUGUGGGCGACCUGCGUCAGGGCGACCGCGUCCUCGUCGGGGACCCCGCGUCGCCGGCGCGCGGCCCCUUCUUCAGCGACUUCGUGGCCUUCCUGGAUGCGCGGCCGCGGGAGCGCGCGCGCCUCGUGGCCGUCGAGACGCUGCGGCCACGGCGCUCGCUGCUGCUCACGCCGGCGCACCUCCUCUUCGCCGCCGAGUCGCCCGCAGGGCCCUUCGCGGCGCGCUUCGCCAGCGGCGUGCGGGCGGGCCACUACGUCUACGUGGCCACGGUGGCGGCGGGGCGAGCGGGAGACGGAGGAGGAGGUGGAGGAGGUGGAGCGUCGCCACGGAAGAGGCGGCUGCUCCAAGCGGCGCGCGUCGAGCGCGUGCGGGAGGCGGCAAUGCCCGCGGCUCUGUACGCGCCCGCCACGGCGCACGGCACCAUCGUGGUGGAGGGGGUCCUCGCCUCGUGCUACGCCGCCACGGAGCGCCACGAGCUGGCCCACUGGGCCCUGGCGCCGAUGCGCGCCGUGCUCGCGCUGCACGGCCUUCUCCUGCCGCUGACGGUGCCGGACGCGGCGGCGCUGCCCGCGAACAGCAGCGGCGGCGGUGGUAGCGGUGAUGGCUGUGGCGGCGGUGACGGCUGUGGCGGUCUGCACUGGUACCCGGCGGCGCUCUACACGCUGGGCAGGUGGCUGCUUGGGGACGAGGCUUUGCAUCCCCUGGGCAUGGUGGAGGAUCCCACAUGAGCAGCGAUGGCAGCAGCAGCAGGGUGACGGUUGGGCAGGAGAAGGAUUGUGAUGGUAGGAGGUGGAUGAUGAUGUUGUCGAUGGUGGUGGUGGUGGUGAUAGGGGAAGUUGUUGAUAACCCUCCGUUGAGUGACUGAGGAUGUCAGGGUUGGGCUGCGUAGUGUUUGACGGACCCCUGGAAUACAGGGGGACAGUGUUGCUCUCUGUGUGUCUCCGUUUCACCCCCCCCCCCCUCGUUGAGUCGGAGCGGCAAUUAGAGCAUUGUGACGUCACCGUAGCCCCACAUGCGACGCGGACAGGCCGCGAUAUCCUCGAAGCUCCCAGGCACGUGGAGCGAAACGUCAGACAAAGCUGGAACACGAAAAAAAACGCGGAGUCACCGCGGUGGCCAUGAGAUGUUAACUCCCUCGCCUGGUAUGCAGAAGGUUGUGGGUUCGAUCACGAACUUGACGCCUGCUGCUGUAUAUUUGGAGUUUGCGGUGUCUUUCUCGCUCCCCGCGGUAGCGUAGAUUUUUCUCUGGGUCCUCCGGUUUUUCCCCCCAUAUUUAGAAUCAACUUCACGCGUUUAGCGCAUUUGGCUGCUUACGACACAUUUCCACGUGAUAAGCUAUAAUUUGUGAUAGCCAGGUAAUUUGUGAUAGCUCAGUGGUAGCCUUACCUGGUGAAAUACAAAAUAAUCUAUUGGCGCGAGAAGUGCUGUGGGCGAAACUCUAUUAAGGCCGACAAUGGUACAGACCAUCGCCAUCAGGCUUCCUUACACACCAAUCGCGGUUGUGUUGACUGGAUAGUGCCGAAACACGUUCCUUCGGAGUGGGCAGGUAGCAACUUGGUUGGACAGCGCAUUCGUGCACGACAGAAAGCUCGCGGUCACGUGACACACUUCAUCCAAUCCGGGAGCGUACAUGUUUGGGAGGGGCUAUGCACGACAGAAAUAAUCCCUGGUGGGCAGGGAGGAACUGUUGUUCCUACCUGUAUUAAACUCGUGUGGGGCCUGUAGCAUAUGUGAUCAAGGGGCCCUGAACUCUCAGAGCUCUCGCACACCGUUCAUGAACAGCUGAGAUCUGCCCAUUGAACGCAACCCAGGAUGCGCAUCAUUCUGAUCCAAUAUAAUUUGAUAUUUAUAGAGCGCCUUCGUUCAAGGCCGCUUGACAUAAUAAAAAAACCCGGUGACAGAAUGGAAUUGUUGAGAUGGCAGGGGCGUGCAAGGUAUUGAGGAAUGACCAUGAUAGAGGGGUACUUGGGGAUUACUAUAGGGAAGGGGAAAGGGAU